ACUUAAAUAUAAAUAGCUAUAGUGUUAUCAUCAAAAUUCUACACCUAAAUCACUCACUCUCUCCCUCUCAAAAUCAAUACUUUUUCAUCAUAAUAUUAAAUUUCAUGAUGGAUUCUCAAUCUCAUGAAAUCUUUGAUCCUUCUUCAUCAUGGCCAUUCUACAGUAUCAUAAAUUCAAAUAAUUUUGAUUAUGAUCUUACCAUAGAGAUGGCAGAUGUUCAUGUUGACACCCCUCAAUUUUCUUCUUCUUCUGCUUCAUUUUCUACACUGGAGGAUACUAUUUCUUCAAUUUCUAGUUUAUCUGCCAUGAUUCCAAGUUAUGAUCAAUCUGCUCAGUCCCCAGGUUUUAGUGAUGAUCAGUUACAAGCUCUGUCUGUGGAGGAUUUCUUGCUUGACAAUGAAGAAAUGGAGUUUUUACAUGGACAGAUUAGUGAAAGUGAUGAAAGAAUAUCAGACUGGAGCCCUGAUCCUUCAGUUGAAUCAACUCCAAUUCAAUCAUCUUUAUUAGUCCUUCCGGGAGGAGAAUCGGAACUCGAAAGUCGGUUAGGUGUUCUUCAUCUACUCAAAGCUUAUGGAGAAGCAGUUGAGAAAAAUCUGUAUGAGCUUGCAGAUGAGAUUAAGAGAUGUUUAAGUGAUAAAGUUAGUUUGGCUGGUGAGCCUUUAUUUCGGUUGACAUUUAACUUGUGUCAGGAUCUUGAAAAACAGGGAGAUUAUCUAAGACAAGAAUCUUCCAAGAAUUACGAGACAGCUUUCAGGGCAUUUUAUCAGAUUUUCCCAUAUGGAAGAUUUGCUCAUUUUGCUGCUAAUUCAGCAAUUCUUGAUGCUAUUCCGGCUGAUGGAGAGACAACGAUUCGUUUAGUCGAUUUUGACAUGGGGGAAGGUAUUCAAUGGCCUCCGCUGCUCGAGGCCUUGGCAAGGCAGCGAAAAGGUGCUGUUAAAUUGACCGCGAUAAAAUGGGAAAAGGAAGAUCAGGCUCCGUCAAUGCGGAGUUUCGAAGAAGCGAAAAGGAGACUAGUUGAUCAUGCUAGACAAUUUGGUCUUAAGUUGAAGGUGGAGGAGAUUGGAAUUGAUGAUUUGGUGAAUGAGAUAAAGAGAGGAAAUAAAAGAAACGGUAAGAAAGAAUGGUUAGCUUUUAAUUGCUUGGUGGGGAUUCCACACAUGGGGAGGGUGAGAAGUAAAAAGCUAGUAGAAGAGUUUGUAAGAGUAGCCAAUGAUUUAAUUGGAAAUAGCAAUAAGGGUAUCAUUACUUUCGGAAACGGGGACGCAUCGGAAACUCUAAAAAAUUCCUCAGGUUUCGCCUCAUUUUUCGAAGGGAAUUUGAUGCAUUACCAAGCAUUACUCGAGUCAAUCGAGAUGAACUUCCCGAAUAAUCUUGCAGAAGCAAGGAUGGCUCUAGAAUGUUUAUUCGUGACGCCUUCUGUAUCGUCUCGUGGUUGGUUCGAGAGGUGGAUGGAGACGAAGGAAUGCGCCGAUUUGCGGAUGGGAGGGUUGGAAAGUUGCAGAGUGAGCAGAGAGAGCUUGGAGGAAGCUAGAGAGUUGGUGAAAGGAAAACAGAGUUUGUAUGACGUGAGAAUUGGAGGAGAAAUGAGCAAUGAGUUGAUUUUGGAGUGGAGAGGAACUCCAUUAGUAAGAGUUUCAGCUUGGAGAAGUUAAAUCUAAAUUUUUCAGUUCAGUCCAUGUAGAGGGCUGUUAGCUGCAGGAUUCUUUAAAGUACAUAUAUGUAUAAACAAUGCAUUUAUUCUAUUGUAUUUGUGUA
This is a messenger RNA of Mercurialis annua (annual mercury), 1755 nucleotides long. RefSeq names its product protein NODULATION SIGNALING PATHWAY 2-like. The record is from RefSeq and is a predicted model, not a curated record. The transcript has a single exon. Gene Ontology annotation, cellular component: nucleus. Bases 105 to 1652 code for a protein of 515 amino acids. Gene Ontology annotation, biological process: regulation of DNA-templated transcription. NCBI's taxonomy places the organism in Eukaryota, Viridiplantae, Streptophyta, Magnoliopsida, Malpighiales, Euphorbiaceae. Gene Ontology annotation, molecular function: sequence-specific DNA binding; DNA-binding transcription factor activity.